AUGAGGCAUCUACUCUCUCGCCUACCCUUCACCCAUUAUCUGGAACAGCAGUCACCGAUCGAGAUUAAAAACGCCCUACUCCGUUGGUGCCAAUUAAAGACGGCCCUUUAUCCCCAGAUCAACAUUGCCAAUUUCACCUCCAGUUGGAGAGAUGGUCUGGCGAUGUGCGCCCUUCUGCAUCAUCACCGACCCUACCUCAUUGAUUUUGCUGCUCUCGCAUCAGCGACCACAUCGCCAAUAAGUCGUCUUUCGGAGGCUUUCGCUUUGGCAAAAAAGGCCUUCCAAAUACCCAUAAUCGUCAAUCCAGCUGACUUUAUUGCUUGGAGUAAUAAUGAGCGUUGUGUGGUGGCUGUAGUAGCUACUUGGUAUUAUCAGUUGAACAAGGACCAUGAAUUUAAAAAGUCUGCUUCGCGUUUGGCUGUAGUGCUUGACAGGGUGGUCACAUCGGAACGGAGGAUGCUAAUGUAUGUGAAAGAGGUCUAUAUCCUUCGAAAGUGGAUGAAAACAAGCAUGAGGUAUCUUGAGGAACUAAGCAAAUUUAGCGAUGCAAAACUCAUUUCCAGCAAGCUUGCCCAUUGGCAAGAAAUCGAGAAGAAAAGGAAAGUGGAGGAACUUGGACAGAUCGAGGCGGCCUGGUUACAAUUAAAAAUGCAGAAUCUUGCCUGGGGAUACGUUUCGCCCUCUCCACCAGCAGGAUUUGACUACCCAACAAUUUAUAGGACCUGGGAGCAAUUUGGUGAAGUUGAAGCCGCAUGCAUGAAACAGAUUUGGCAAGGUCAAAAAAUACAGUCUCUAAAAAAACAGGAGCUGGAUAAAUUUUGCAAAAAAGCUGAAGUGCAUAAGCUCUGGCUUCUUGAAUGCGAUCGCCUAUUCAACUUAACUAUCCAAACCGAUUUUCAAGGAGUUCAUACCAGCCUUCAAAAAUGGUAUAGCAAGUCUCAGAUUUCCACAGACUUGCUCAAACAUCAAAGAGCUCUUGUUCAGAGGGGACUUCAGAAGAACACAGCGCUGGUUGCAGAUGCGGAGGCGCAUCACAACCAAAAAAUGAAAAUCUUAUUUAACUCAAGACCUUAUGAUGGUAUUUUCUACCAAAUCCGCAGAUAUUGGAAAGUUUUAACCGACAAAUUUCAUAGACGAGACGAAUUUUUGCGAAAACGACUCGCCUGUCUGGACAAACUCCUCAAAAUCGUUGGCUUAACAGAGGAGCUGGAAAUAAUUAGGUCCCAAGUAUUAAAUCAAAAUCCCACUGAAGAUGAUCUUAAUAUUUGGGAGAGUAAGUACAAUGCUGCAGCUGAAAAGGUAUCAAGCAUGACUUUCGAUUGGAAUUUUAUUGCUCAAAUAAAGUGGGAACGCAUUGUUGGAUGCUGCUAUGCCCAAUUUUGGGGUGUCAAUUGGGCCAUUGGGUGUAUUCUGCUUUGCUACAAGAACUUUUAUUUGGAAACCGCCAAAUGUGCUGAGCUGUAUUGCAACAUAUGCAAAAGUUUGACUACCACUGAGGACCGGAUCGAACAUACGCGUGUCUUAUUUGAGUUAAUAGGACAAACACCAAUUAGUGUGUUUAGCAUCAGAUCUAUCGAUCCCUUUGCUCCCAUUCUAAGUAAAGCGAGACUUCUCAUCCACGAAGCUGACGAGGAGAGCGUUGGAUAUAGUGUCCUUACUGACGACACUACUGAUAUGAAGUCAAGGAAAUUCUGUGCAAAGACCAAGUCUUCACAAUCAGCAACAAAUUUGUCAAAUUCAAUGUUACUCAGACGAUCUAGAAGCCUGGAGAUCAUUCCAGAAGGCCAGAUUGGUUACGAAUCAUCAAGAAAGCAACGCAACGCUGUUGCUGUUAGAAUCCACAAAGAAUUUAAGCCAUGGCAUUUAACGGGUUUAGAUGCUAUACGGCGGUUGAAGGCAAGCUUUCAACAGAAGUUGGUCCUAAAGAGAAAAGAAACAGAGGAGAAAAGAGCAAUGCUCUACGCAAAGACGGAGAGACUGCAUGGAGAACUAUCUACUCUGCAAAUAGUAGUUGAUCUUCUUACUUCCAUACCAGAAAUUCAGACGGAGACAAAUGAGAUAAGGGAAUGGAUUCGUCAUGAAAUUGCCUAUUUUAUGGAAUCUCCCAUUCCAGACAUAUUGGCAGAGUUGUUGAACUAUCUUGACGUAUCAGCCGAAUGCUGGUGGGAGGGUCUCCCUGGAUUAGGCGCAGUAUUCUUAAGAAACAUGCACAUUCAGUCAAGAAUCAGGCAAAAGUGUAUGAUCCUGGAGAAGAUAAUUGACCUACGAAAAGUUUUGAACAGAAUUGAAUAUCGCUUCCUACAAAACAAUGGUGUCAAUCCUGAAGACCAACCACAAAAUGAUGAUUCAAGCAGUUUCCGACGCAUAGCAGUUCAAACACAAGCAGCCAUCCUUUCGGAGCUGACUAAAAUGCAUCAAAGCUUGAACGAAGUUAAUCAAGAAGCUACAAAACGGCAUGAGCAGCUUUUAGUUGAGCAGGCUAAAAUGCAUGCCAUUCAAAGGUGCUGUGAAUUGCUGCAAUGGAUCCGCCAAAGUCAAAAGUGCCUCUCAAAAAUCGAGUUUCCUUUCCUCCAUAUAUCAACGAAAGACUUCACUGAGUUCAGUACCCUUAUGAUGAAUGAGCCGUUCCUUGUGGCACUGGAAAGGGAGAUUACUUUUCACACUAAGGCAUCUCUUCCGGUCCUCCAUGAAUUUCAAGAUCGCAUUCCCAGUGAUUCCUUGUGGAGCUAUUUUCUUGAACACAUUUACGAUGCUUGGAAUGACCUCAUUCACUUCGCUAGGAUGAACCGUCUUUCUGUGGAUACUGCAAAACGUCUCCAGCACCUUAACGGGCAGUUACUUAGCACCAUAUGCUGGAUAAAACAUAAGAAGGAGUUACUUAUCACAACAGGUGAGACAAAGAACACUAUGAGAGAGAUGAUUCGUAUGGAAUGUCGGAUGGCUGGAUGGGAGACUGACCUGAAUGCUCUCAAAGAACAAGUGAGACAGGUGUUUGGAGAGGUAGACGCGUUGAACGUUGCAUUAGAGGAACUUCAGUCGCCUUUGAGUGGGGAGUCAGAGAAUAGAGUGGCUAUACGAGCUGCAAAGCUAACCCUAAAGGAACUUAACUCGAAAUUAUACCGAGACUGGGAGGAAUUUAAAAGUCUCCUUGAUGAAUACCAAAAACGACUAGAGGCUUCGCUAGCCUUUCAGAACAUGCUACAGGAGCUGGAAGCAAUGAAUACCGCAUUAAUGAACAAGCAUAACGCAAUCAACUCGCUGGAGCUGCCAUCCUCAAUCAGCGAAAUCAACGAGCAGAUGGAAGUCUUUCAUACUAUCAAUACCGAGUUGGAAGGGCUAGGUGAAAAGAUGGAUGCCUUAGCUGCGCACGGAGAAUACUUAGCUACAGGCCAGGAGGAAGUGGUAGCAGUAACAGUGAAGGAGAGACUCGACGCUCUUAAAACCGAGUGGUCGGAUCUGAUCAUCCUGUGCAACCAUCAGCUAGGCCGCUUGGCGCACCAGCAUGACAUUAAAGUUAGAGUUCAGAAUCAUAUGCUUACUAGUGGUGUAAAAACAAUUUUUAUUUCUACCGCAGUAGCUUGA
Molecule: messenger RNA, 3582 nt
Organism: Hydatigera taeniaeformis
Lineage: Eukaryota; Metazoa; Platyhelminthes; Cestoda; Cyclophyllidea; Taeniidae
Source: the annotation of a GenBank genome assembly